This is a messenger RNA of Oncorhynchus keta (chum salmon), 4253 nucleotides long. Its product is annotated as nuclear pore membrane glycoprotein 210-like. Lineage: Eukaryota; Metazoa; Chordata; Actinopteri; Salmoniformes; Salmonidae. The coding region runs from base 480 to 4253 and encodes 1257 amino acids. The transcript has 28 exons. Gene Ontology annotation, cellular component: nuclear pore. The record is from RefSeq and is a predicted model, not a curated record.
UGUAUAUCAAUGUAACAAGUUUUAUAAUUUAAUGUUAUAUAAAAAGAAAUGUAGCCUGUCUGUCCAAAUAAUUAUUUUGGGCCCCAAGAAGAGUAGAGUUGGUUGGGGAAUGUUCAAGACUGUAAACACAUGACGUUCCAUGAACGCGCUGCUUUGUUUUUGGCAGCUCAGAUCAAAAAUCAACAAUGAUAGUGACGCGUUGCUGUCUACCAACAUUUUGCAAUAUUGUUUAGUUUAAUGGCUUUUUAGUUGCUGUUUUUGUCUCAUUAAUUCGUUUAUUUAGAAAUGACAAGUCACUGACGAACAUAUUAAGUUUUUUAUUACUUGUUAGCUAGCAAUGGCUAUUGAAACCUCUAAGAUUAGCUAGUUAACGUUAGCUAGCGUUAACAGUCCAACGUUGCUUAAAAAAUUAAACCGCUCUAACGUCAGUUUAAGUGUUUUGAUCGCAAUUGUUGAGACCUCAACAUGUAUUCACAAUAAUGGCCGUUUUGAACUCUAAAGUAUUAUGUAAAUUAUUGAUUUUUAGUGUAACUAUUAUUGCUGUGAGUCAGUCGACAAGGCUGAAUGUUCCCAAGUUACUUUUGCCCAGAUCAAAUCAUAAUCUUGUCAACUUCACGUUGACAGCGGAGAAGGGAUGCUAUAAAUGGGUGUCCUCCCGACCCCAGGCAGUCGUUGUUUGGCCCCUCUCUCCUUCCAUCCCUCCCUCCAUCCUCCCUCCAUCAGCCUGUAGCCAGCAGGUUCUAGUGUCCGCCCGGCCUCUGUCCGCUCCACUGGACACUAACCGAGGGGCCAGCAUCAUACUGGGACAGGACUCUGUGACUGGCCAUACCUUGCGCUGUGACGUCAUUGUUGACCAGAUCAAGCAGAUUCAGAUUGUCACGACGACACGUCAACUGUUCACCGAGGACCCACCCCUCGUGCUCUCCGUCAUGGCACUGGACUCAGGAGGCAACACAUUCAGUAGUCUGGCAGGUCUACAGUUUGAGUGGAGGCUAGUAAAGGACACAGAGACAGGGGAGAUUGUUAGGUUUGUGCGUUUCUCAGAGGCGGGCUAUUCCCCGCCCCAUCACAUCCUGUCCCUGGAGGAAGCAGGUCAGAAAGGGGACAGUGUGUUGCUGGAGGGGGUCCGUAGCGGUGUGGUACAGGUCAGGGCCUCCCUCUCGCACCCAGACUACAAGUGGGUAGAGCCGGCCUCUGUGAGCCUGACCGUGACAGACAGACUCUACCUUAGCCCCUCCCAUGAUGCCUACCUGCUGCUAGGCUCCACGCUCUCCUUCAGAGUCUGGAAAAGUGUACAUGACACAGAAACGGAGGUGCUGCUGGGUGAGGGAGAGUAUGAGUUGUCUGUAGAGAGAGACCCAAAUAACCAUGAUGAUGUCAUCACUGUGGACCAGGACACAGGGACCGUCACCGCCCGAGGGCUAGGCCGCACCACGCUGUCUGUCACACACCCCAGCCUACCAGAAAACUCUGCUUCCCACCUGCCUCGCUGUUCUGUGUUUGUGGUGGAGCCAAAUUACCUGACGCUAGGUGUGGAGGAGGAGGACAGGUGGGUGUUGGAGAGUGGUCGUCAGUACCAGGUGACUGUACGAGUUCACGACCAGGAGGGUCACACAGCACACCUGGCACAGAAUGUGGUGAUGACCGUGGACUUCUCUGAUUGGCUGUUCUAUGUCCUGGAGACUUCCUCUAACAGUUCCUACCAUGUACUAGAAACACGAGGGGCUGGGCACACUACCAUACGAGCUGCACUGUUCACUGUGCUCACUGAGGAUGGCCGCGCGUUGCCCCUGAUACCACCAAUCAGAGCAGAGCAAGAAGUUGAGAUCUACGAGCACCUCAGCCUGCAGCCCCGCCUACUAGUGUUUCCUUGGCAACCUGAGGGACAGCUCUAUCAGCACCACUUACAGGUAGAGGGUGGCAGUGGUGCUGUGAGCUGGUCGGUGAGUGACAGUGAUGUUGCCGUGGUUACAGUAAAAGGGGAAGUCAUGGCGGGAAAGAGAAGGGGCCAAGUGAAUAUCCAGGCAUCAGACGCACGCAACCCUCUACACACCGCUACUGGACAGGUGUACGUGUUGAGGCCAGCUGGUGUGGAUGUCCUGGCCCAGAGAGGUGACUGUAGGGUGGGAGAGACCAUCACCCUUCCCCUGGCUGUCUGGGGGGUCCAGGAGGAGGAGACCCAGGCCCAGGACCCUCCCCAGGGAAGCUCUGGCCCCCAGACCCUGCUGGAGGUGACAGACUGCUCUCUCAUCAACCUCCAUGUCACCACGUCACCACAGGGGGUAUUCACCCCUCUACCAGGUUCUGUGGGUCCAGGCUCAGGGUUCUGUGGAGGACUUCAGCUGGAAGCAGUGGGACCAGGCCACACCCUCAUCACUAUCACCGUGGAAAUGGAACACUACAACAUCACUUCCAUGGCAACGCUGGCCGCCCACAGUCCCCUCAAGGCCCUGGUUUCAGAGGUGGUCUUGUCUUUGGGUGCGUCUUGCCUCGUUGUCUUCGAGGGGGGGCCACAGCCCUGGCCCCUGGUCCCUGCACGUUUCCAUGGCGAUGCCCAGGCUGAGGGAGAGGGGCUGGGCGUGGAGGCUCUCAGCCUAUCAGAGCCCAGGAGAGCCCAGCAGCACACCUACAGGGUCACCUGCCACGCCCUGGGGGAACAGUGGCUGGUGUUCAGCAGUGGGAACUCCCCAGGUCCUCUGAACCAGGAUCCCUCAGUAGAGCGGAGCAGAGUGAGAGUAGACUGCAGCGCCCCGGGUUCUCUCUCUCUCUCCCUCCUCCCCUCCUUUCCUCCCUCCAUCCCUCCAUCCUCCCUGUCCCACCCGUGCCCUGAGCCCCACUAUCCUGCCAGUCUGUUGUCUGUGUCCAGUAGCAGGGAUGCUGUGCUGCAGUUAGCAGUGUUUGACCACCGGGGGGUGCAGUUUGACAACUUCAGCUCGUGCUCAGUGAACUGGCUGACCUCUAACUACUCCCUGCUGUCUCUGCCCUCACACACACACAUGGGCUUGGCAGACACACACACACCCAGCGGCCACAGCAAACUGCACGGUCGUCAGGUGCUCCGCACCCACGAUCUAACAGGGACAGUCACCAUCACUGUGGCCCUCACACCUGCACAGGACUCAUGGGCAACACCGCUGACUGCGUCUGUGCAUCUGAGACUGGUGGAGGACGUGCUGUGGGACAAACGUGCUAUAACCCUCUAUAACCACCCUGACGUCACUGAGAACCUGACAUUGGUUCAGGGUUCAGGACACUUCUUGGUUCGUCUUCAGGACAGAGAGCUGGCCAACAUCACUUACCUGGAGAACAGCAAUGUUGUACAGGUGUCUCCCCUGCGGCCCGGCCUCUCCUCCAUCCUGGCCUAUGACCUGUGUUUGACCUCUGCUGACCCUGCCGUGACCUCCAUCUCCAUUUCUGACAUCACUGACUUCCAGAUAGACUUUGUUGACAUUGUGGAGGUGGACCACAGUGCUCUGGUUCGUGUGCGUGUUCUAGACUCUAACAGGCAACCGUUCCUACAUCGUUACCUUCCUCUGAUGCACCUCAAACUGACCCCCUCCUCACCCAUCCUCACUGUGGAGCCUGCAGGGCCGUUGGACAGCGUCUCCGUAGGUUACCGUGUGUCGGGUCAUACAGUGGGAGUGGUCAGUCUUCACCUGUCUGCAGUGGACAGCAGUGGGAGUGUCCGGACUUCCUCUCACAAACAGCUACAGGUCUACCCCAGAUUCACCCUGCAGCCACGAAGUCUGGCACUGACACUGGGCAGCGUAGGACAGGUGAAAUGGGAGGGUGGCCCCCACCCCCAGUCCAGUGUGGGCUUCUCUGUGAGUGACAGCCGCAUCGCCACGGUGACCGAGACAGGAUUGGUCCGUGGAGUGGCAGUGGGCAUGGUCAAACUCAGAGGGGCAUUGCAGACCGUCACUCAGGACACCGGAGCUCUGCUCACCUUCGCACAGGAUGAGGUGGAUGUGGAGGUGUUUAACCUGACAGGGGUCAGGAUCCAGAGCCCUCUGGUCAAACUGUCUGUGGGCACUGAGAUGCCAGUGUAUGUGAUGGGCAGUGACAGUAGUCAGAACCCCUUUGCUCUGGGCAGUGUAGAGUCUGGUCUCUCCUUCCACUGGAAUCUGGGCAAGCUUGGAGUACUGGAGAUACAAACCCGACACACUGAGGGCAUGGGCAGCGGGCAGGACCAGUUUGAGAGUGACAGUUCAGCUGGCCAAUCACACGUCAGCCUCCCACCAGCAGCUUUCUGA